CGACAGCUCCACCACUACCAACACCACCACAAUAACAGCCACGCGCCCAGUUGCUCUUCCGGGCUGCUGCACCGCUGCGCACUUCCGUCACCAUGUUCUGUUUGCGAGCUGCAGCCCCGGUUCAACCAGCCGUCGGCUGUUAUUGUUGCUGUCAAGCUCUCAGGGCCCGCACCCCUGCAGCGGCAUCCUCGUCCUCUGCGCCGCGUGUCCAAGCCGUCCCCUCCCGCUCGAGACUGUUAUUUCCGCCGCACGGAGAAUUUGGCCUCUCACUGGCCCGCGCAUUGCCCAAUCGUUUCCGACCUUUUUCAAUUGUUUCUGCACGUUGCACCUCCAGCGGCGCUCCGUGUCGAGCUAUCUAUCUCCCAGUCGCCAGCAGUCGUCAGAGCCUCUCAUAUCUCAUACCUCGUUCCGUCGUUAGAUCCAACCGCAUCCUCCCCCACGCUGUAUAAUGACCAACCCGAGCCAUCGCUUGCACCCAUUUUG
Molecule: messenger RNA, 483 nt
Organism: Trematosphaeria pertusa
Lineage: Eukaryota; Fungi; Ascomycota; Dothideomycetes; Pleosporales; Trematosphaeriaceae
Exons: 1
Coding region: 93-449 (118 amino acids)
Source: RefSeq, a predicted model, not a curated record